Sturnus vulgaris (Common starling) is the source of this 1335-nucleotide messenger RNA. NCBI's taxonomy places the organism in Eukaryota, Metazoa, Chordata, Aves, Passeriformes, Sturnidae. The record is from RefSeq and is a predicted model, not a curated record.
AGAUUCACUCGUGCCUCCAUGAGGACUCUGUGAAUACUCGGCUAAGAUCUCCUGCUGUCCGGACAAGAUUUCUCCCAUUAGGUAAUCCUUGAGGAAGUGCUGUGCUUAUGGAGAGUGUUCACACCUCUCACUGUGGGCUCACAGGGUCUUCUGGUGUGCAGCUCCAUGAACUGGCCAGAUGAAUAAUCCAGGAGCCAGAGGAUAACCAUUCCUUUUGUGGUUACUUCCAGGGCCUGGGGAAGAUGACCACUCUCACACGGCAGGACCUUAACUUUGGGCAAGUUGUUGCAGAUGUUCUUUCAGAAUUCCUGGAAGUAGCUGUUCACCUCAUCUUGUAUGUCAGAGAAGUUUACCCUAUUGGGAUCUUUCAGAAGAGGAAAAAAUACAAUGUACCUGUCCAGAUGUCCUGCCACCCAGAGCUGAACCAGUACAUCCAGGACACGCUGCACUGUGUAAAGCCUCUGCUGGAGAAGAACGAUGUGGAGAAAGUUGUGGUUGUAAUCCUGGAUAAAGAGCACCACCCCGUGGAGAGAUUUGUCUUCGAGAUCACCCAGCCACCUCUUCUUUCCAUUAGUUCUGAGUCCCUGCUAUCCCACGUGGAGCAGUUACUGCGUGCCUUCAUCCUGAAAAUCAGUGUGUGUGAUGCUGUGCUGGACAACAACCCCCCAGGUUGCACCUUCACAGUGCUGGUUCACACACGGGAGGCUGCCACACGCAACAUGGAAAAGAUCCAGGUGAUAAAGGAUUUCCCUUGGAUCCUCGCUGAUGAGCAAGAUGUGCAUAUGCACGACCCCCGACUUAUUCCCUUGAAAACCAUGACAUCUGACAUCUUAAAGAUGCAGCUCUAUGUAGAAGAGCGAGCUCACAAAGGCACCUGAUUUCAAAUAUUCCCUGCCUUCAAGCUUUGUCUGAUCUUCCAGUGAAGUAAGAUCUGUCACAAACUUGAUAACCAUCUCUUCAGCUGGCUUUCUGGGUGAAUGUAGAGCAGCUGCUGCCUCUUUAUUUCAAGUGCUCUUAUGUAUAAAGAACUGACUUGGAAUGGGGAGCCAGAGCCUGUUCCCAUGUUGACUUGUGUGAGAGAGCACAGGUGUUGAUACAGUGCAUCCCUGAGGAGUCAGUGCUUUAUUACCAGUCCAGUUCUCACCUGAAAAGGGCAGCUCCAUUGCACACAGGCAAUGAUAGACAGCAAGGAGCUGUCACACAAUCCAUGAGAGCAGCAUUUGUGCUAAGGGGGAGUGAGGCCUUACGUAGUGUCUGUCCACUGUGACCAUCUCAAGUAGUCUUCAAUAAAUACUAAGUUUUACCCCAGUUGAACUGGGCUGAGUUCUGUCAAAA